Molecule: messenger RNA, 873 nt
Organism: Aspergillus terreus NIH2624
Lineage: Eukaryota; Fungi; Ascomycota; Eurotiomycetes; Eurotiales; Aspergillaceae
Gene: cbpA
Product: putative calcineurin binding protein
Exons: 1
Coding region: 1-873 (290 amino acids)
Biological process (GO): calcium-mediated signaling
Cellular component (GO): nucleus; cytoplasm
Molecular function (GO): nucleic acid binding; calcium-dependent protein serine/threonine phosphatase regulator activity
Source: RefSeq, a predicted model, not a curated record
AUGACCUGCUCAUCACCCCCCGAAUCCUUCCCUUCAUCUCCCUCCUUCAGCGCCCACCGCGCCUCCCGUUCAUCUUCAACCUCCUCCAACCGCCCGACUCUCUCGCUGGAUCUCUCCAACCUCCCCGCGCUCUCCCAGCCAACGCCACCCUCCAACACCCUCCUCAUCACCGACCUGCACGACCCGCGCAUCUUCCAGACUUCCUCACUGGCCACCAUCCGCUCGCAUCUGGAGUCCAUCGCCCCGCUCAACUCCUUCUCGCCGCUCCCGUCCUUCCGCCGCAUCGUCUGCUCGUUCCGCACCGAGGCCGACGCCGUCCGCGUCCGCAAGCUCCUCGACGAAGAGGCCCUCCUCUCCACCCACAUCCGCCCCAAGACCUACUUCGGCGAGCCCACGCCCCUCCUCGACGAGCGCCCCAAGCUCCUCGAGGCCCCCCAGGUCGACAAGCUGUUCUUCAUCUCGCCGCCGCCCAGCCCGCCCCACGGCUGGGUCCUGCGCCCGGAGGAUCCCCCCAACAAGGAAGUCCACGCCAGUGACCUCGCCCAGGCCCUCGCCAAGUUGAAGACGGAGCAGUCCGCUGCGGGUGGCGUGGCGAGCGCAGGCGACGACCCCGCUACUCCCAUGUCGCUCUCGUCGGACCAGCGCACCGCGAGCUGGCCCGCCGGUGCCUCCCGCCAGCGCAGUCGCAGCAGUACCCUCAUCUACCACCCCGACGACCACGGCGGAAGCCCGAACCUCCCCGCGGUCAUGGUCGAGGAUACCAGUGCUGAUGUUGAAGAUGAGGACGGCGAUGUCGAGAUGAGCCCGAUCGAGAUGUCUGUCACCAAGACGCCGCCCAAGACUGCGCGGCCGCCGGUCGAGCUCAUGGUGUGA